CUCUCCCUCCCUCUCUCUCUCUCUCUGUACCGGAGGAUCGUCUCUCCGAUGCAUCCGGUGGAUCAUAAGAGGAGCAGCUGAUGAACUGAAGAUGAUUUUAUUUUUCUGAAUCUCUCCAUCAUCUCUCUGUCAUGCAGCUGAACACCUCCUCCCCUCUCUCCUCCCCCUCUUCUUCCUCCUCCACCUCGUCUCCUCUCCCGGUCACUCUCGGCUCUCUGGAGGACGGUGGCGGGGGUUUCUUCCUUCUGAAUGACUCCGGUAACGGCUCCCUGUCCGGCGGAGCGGCGCCCUCGGCGGGCAGCGCGGCUCUCAUCUCGUCCAUCUACUCGGUGGUUUGUCUGGUUGGUCUGAGCGGGAACUCCAUGGUCAUCUACGUCAUCUUCCGGUAUGCUAAGAUGAAAACGGCCACUAACCUGUACAUCCUGAACCUGGCGGUGGCCGACGAACUGCUAAUGCUCAGUGUGCCGUUCGUCGUCACCGCCGCGCUGCUGCGCCGCUGGCCGUUUGGCGCGGCGCUGUGCCGCCUCGUGCUCAGCGUGGACGCCAUCAACAUGUUCACGAGCAUCUACUGCCUAACGGUGCUCAGCGUGGACCGGUACAUUGCGGUCGUCCACCCGCUGCGGGCGUCCCGGUACCGACGGCCCACGGUGGCCAAACUUGUGAACGUGUGCGUGUGGAUGUUCUCCCUGCUGGUCAUUCCCAUCAUCCUCUUCUCCUCCACUGCGCCCAACUCGGACGGCUCGGUGGCUUGUAACAUGCAGAUGCCGGAGCCUGAGAGGCGAUGGAUGGCGGCGUUCGCAGUCUACGCCUUCCUGAUGGGCUUCCUGUUUCCGGUUCUUGCCAUCGUGCUGUGCUACGCGCUCAUCCUCAGUCAGCUCCGCGUGGUGGCGCUGCGGGCCGGCUGGCAGCAGAGGCGGAGCUCUGAGAGGAAGAUCACGGUGAUGGUGACGGUGGUGGUGUCGGUGUUCGUGGUGUGCUGGAUGCCGUUCCACGUGGUGCAACUGGUGGGCGUGUUCCUGCAGCGUCAUGACCCCACCCUCAGCCAGCUGGCCGUCGUCCUUGGGUACGCCAACAGCUGCGCCAACCCUCUGCUUUACGGCUUCCUGUCCGACAACUUCAGACGCUCCUUCCAGAGGAUCCUGUGUGUGCGCUGGAUGGAGGCCCCCGAGGAGCCCCUGGACUACCUGGACUACUUUAGCACGGCCCUGAAGAGUAGACGCCUCAGCCUGGACCAGGACCAGGAGGAGCAGGACAGGCCCCGCCCCCACAACACCUGCUCCAGGAUGUAGUCUGAACUCUGAUCUGCUCUAGGAUGUAGUCUCAACCCUGAUCUCACCUCCAGAAUGUAAAGCGCCAGGCAGAGCUUCAGGUGUUUCUGCUUUUACAGGUGCUCCAAGGGCUCAAAUUACACCUUCAGGUCCACAAAGAACCACGGUGGUCCCAGCUUGAACCAGGUCUGACAUGGAGAUCUCCAAAAGCAAGUUGAUUGGUUGAUAAACACAUCAUGUCAGCUGACAGAGACAUUUGAUCAGAACUUGUUUUAGAGCCUUUCAGCUCUCAGACGGAGGUUCUAAAGGAGAUCUGGACCUUCAGGAUUAAUCAGAUGACGGUCUUUAAACUGGUCUUCAGGAUGAAUUAUUUUUAUCAGCCAGAAACAUGAAUGUGAACUAACAAUGAUGUCACACAGAAGAUGUCAUACUGAUGACUCUGUAUUCAGUGUUGUGUUAGACAUGGACCCGCCUCCUUCAGGUUGACAGUACUUUGUCCCAUAAAGUCUCCAGAGCUCAGCCAAUCAAAAAGAGGGGGCGGGGCAAUCCUCUAAUCCAGCAAAGAAUUUACAUUCUUGUUUUCAUUCGGCAAGUGGAAAAAAAAGAAAAGAUUCUGAUUGGCUGCAGAGAGAAAUGUACUGCUAUUAUUAGCCAUGCUAGCCCCAGCACCUCAUGUUUACAAUGCUACUGAAGCUACUUCCUGUUAGCUUCUGUUGUUGACAGCAGCUUGUCAGCAGGUGGGUCGUGCUGCGUUCAUGCGCUGCUGACUGUUUCAGUUUUCCCCUCAUGGAGAGUUUAUGAGCUUUAAAGUUUCACUGAGCGGCAUGUUUCCAUGGUGACCAUGCUAUUGUGACAUCACACUCGGGGUUUGAAACUCACAUGUUCAAACUUUUUUAUUCUCCAGGAUGUUCGGCACACAAACGCCAGAAUCUGACUUACUAUAUUAUCUCAUGUUUCCACCGGGAAAAAAAACACAGAAGCUGGACACUGCAAGUUUGAAAGUUGACUGUUGCUAAGCAGCCCAAACAUUCUCCUCAGAGUUGCAAUGAUUGGCUAGUGACAUGUAACCCAUCCCUGACUGGUUGUUUGAUUCAGACAUCAUAACAUCCCGAAGCAGCGAACACAAACAGAUCAGACACUUUCAGUUUAAUGUUGUUGGUGACAUUACAUGUUCAUAAAUGUUAUUACCGGUUCAUUCUGUUCAUGUAACCCAACGUUUAAUGAAACAAUGAUGUACUGUCACUUUAAGUAGAAAUAGGAGCUGACAGGAAAAGAUGUUUAAAAUGAGUUUUUACUCGUGGCUCCGCCUGAAGAUUCACUAAACAUGAUUAACGUCUUCUUCGGGUUGUCGCAAUCUCAGAAUUUUAAACUUCAAUAUUCAGUUUGAUACGACGGCACAAAUCGAGAGAUCGGAGACCCCCAAUCUUUGAUACCAAUCAUCAAAACUUGCAGGCAAACACAAACACACUGUCUUCAUUAAGUAAACAUAUUACAACAUAAACAGAACUGAGAGAUUUAUUUUUGAGCUUUUCAUGAGACGGGACAGCUGAUAGAGCAAGAGAGAGAGAGAGUGGGGAAUGACAUGAGGGAAAGAAGCUACAGGCCGGACUUGGACCCGGGCCGCAGAUCCUGAGGGCCAUAUCCUCCGUACAUGGGGCGCUCAAACCAACCACUAGGCCACUGGCGCUCCUUCUGCAAUCUUUGAUGGAUUUCAAGUUUUGGUCUCUUCGCUCGAUCAUUAAAAUGACAGAUGACAUAAUUUAAAAACACAUAACUGUUCCUCAUGGCGACCCUUCACACACAGAGGGCCCCCCAGACUUUUCUGACUGGGGGGCCAGCUGGGACAUACGCAGGGAAGGCCUGAAGUUUGUGCAGACACAUAAAUGACGUUCACAUAUUAACCCUUUGUGUCCCCAUUAAUGAUCCAAACUUGUAUCACAAGUUUACAACAUUGUCAUCUGCUUAGCUUCAUUAGAGGAGAAGUACAACGUCACAAAUACUUCGAAUAUGACAUUCAAACUCCUGCACACUGGCUACUUAACAGAAAUACAGUUAUUGGCGAUGGUUCAAUACCCAAACGUUCUUAGUGCGUUCUUUUCAAGUCAGACAGGGUGCAGCAGUUUGGACUCUUUCCUUUCCUAAGAAGCCGCCUUAUCAAAUCUGUGCUCAGUAUUUAUUUACAGCUGAACGAAGCAGCCUGUUGCUACACAGCCAGAAUCUUUUUAACUUAAGCCCCGCCUCUGAUAAGGUAAAUAGCCUUUGGGAUUUUGGGAGGCACCAUUCAGAUUUCAAAGGGGGCCCAUGCUAUGCCACUCCUCUGGACACGCCCCUGCAGACACUAACAUCAUAAUCAUAAAGUUAAUGACAUUUGGGUGAAAAAUUGAUGUUUAUUAGCUUCAAAGAAUCAAAAUGUUUCCAUGCCUCAAGGUGUCUCUGCCCCGCCCCCUGCCCAGACUCAUACAGGUGGAUUGGAGGACAUGCUGCUUUGUAUUUAUGACCUUUGAACGUCACAAAGGUUAAAGAUACCUCACAGGAAGUGAUGCAGCUUCCUGCAGACAGUGAGCUGUCAAUCAAAUGAUGUUUAUUGUUUUCAGACUUUAAGAUUAAAUAUCGUCCAAUAAAAACUAAUUAUUUUACUGA
Labrus bergylta (ballan wrasse) is the source of this 3908-nucleotide messenger RNA. It is a transcript of the gene sstr1a, whose product is annotated as somatostatin receptor 1a. Gene Ontology annotation, molecular function: somatostatin receptor activity; neuropeptide binding. Gene Ontology annotation, cellular component: neuron projection; plasma membrane. The record is from RefSeq and is a predicted model, not a curated record. NCBI's taxonomy places the organism in Eukaryota, Metazoa, Chordata, Actinopteri, Labriformes, Labridae. Gene Ontology annotation, biological process: neuropeptide signaling pathway; cellular response to estradiol stimulus.